This is a messenger RNA of Selaginella moellendorffii, 2610 nucleotides long. Its product is annotated as fatty acid amide hydrolase. The coding region runs from base 710 to 2530 and encodes 606 amino acids. The record is from RefSeq and is a predicted model, not a curated record. Lineage: Eukaryota; Viridiplantae; Streptophyta; Lycopodiopsida; Selaginellales; Selaginellaceae. The transcript is spliced from 21 exons. Gene Ontology annotation, molecular function: catalytic activity.
CCGAAUUCCAGGAAGCGUAGAGCUCGCAGAGCGCGAAAGUUUGGAUAGAUCAACAAUGCCAACCGCAUUACGAGGGGCGUACGUAUUUUCAUACGUUUGAGACGAGCGUCACAGCUGGCCCCCUGGCCAGAAUAGCGAGGCGCCAAAAAAGUAUAAAAUGAAAGGGAGGUCGCACAAAUCAAUGCGCUAUGGCAUCUUCCUUGCUCGCCACCCGGAUAAAGGAUGAAGAGAUUCCGGAAUCUCUUCAUUUCGAAACGGGCGAGGAGAUGGAGCGCUGGGAUUCGCACUACGCUGCCAUGAUUGCCAGAUCUUUCCCAUGCUACGUAGAAUUGGCCACGAGAUGGACGGCCGGGAUUUGGUAGGCGCUCACUAUGAUUGCCAGGUUAUUCCAAGCAUUGGGAAAUUUUCUCCCCUACCUGGCACAACGAGAAAUGGUGGUAGGUGAAACCUUGUGUGAGACAAAGCUUCACCUAAACCAUUUAAACCGGGCAAUGUGACUUUUCUUUACUUUUCACCGCAGUGAAAAAGAGAAUUAUCCGCCAGGGUUUAUGUUAAUGUGAUCCCUACUUCCAGUUCUUUGGCUUGUUUUGCUGCGCCUUGGCGGAGGCGGCAACGAGGCGAUCGCUCGAUGGAUAAUCGCUGAUCUGCCAGUGUCGCGGUGAAAUUUCCGGCUCUCGUUUGCUAGCGCCUCGAUUCCAGGGGAAGAGAAAUGGGAAUCAAAUGGCUCGAGUACACACCAGUGGAGCGAAUGAGCACGAAAGAAGAUAGCGAUGUCGAAUAUCUAUACGUGGAAGUUAAAGCUCCACGCAUGGCCGGCUUGACUCUCAAAUGCUUUACCUGGAUGAUGGAGUCCACUAUUGGAACUUUUUUUCUAAAACCAAAGCUUAAGAGGGACAAUCUUAUCACAAAGACAUUUGUGCAAUCCCGGUAUGAUGAGCCUCCCAUGUUUCAGCCUCAUUUCUCAUUGCCAGAACCGGAGGAUGGUGUGCUGACGCUUGACUCGAGUCUUUCGGUUCCUGGUAGAGUUUCCCGCUCGUUGGACUGCCUUGGUAGCCUUCACGAAAGGAAAGCCGGGGAUGGAGCAUAUGUGUUUCGGCACUGGACUAUCCGGGACUAUACACACGCUUAUAAGUCUGGCCGCAUUACGCCAACACAGGUGGCAGAGAGAUUUCUCUCUGCGGUCGACGAGUCUAUAAAAGGACAACCAGGAAUGAGUAUCUUUAUCGCAUAUAAUCCUCGAGAUAUACUUCGCCAAGCAGAAGAGUCCACUUCCCGAUACAAGCAAGGGAAACCUUUGUCUGUUCUCGACGGAGUUCCAAUUGCUGUGAAAGACGAGCUUGAUUGUCUGCCAUACGACACCACCGGCGGCACGAAAUGGAUGAGUAAAGUGAGAGAUGUCAAAGAAGAUGCAGCAUGCGUAUCGAAAUUGAGGGCGUGUGGAGCGAUGCUUGUCGGAAAAACCAAUAUGCAUGAGCUCGGGCAAGGCACUACUGGCAUCAAUCCUCACUAUGGGGCAACACGAAAUCCUUAUAACAAAGCAAAAGCGUCUGGGGGAUCAUCUGGAGGUUCAGCUGCUGCAGUGGCUUGUGGACUCUGUCCUGCUGCAUUAGGAGUCGAUGGCGGAGGCUCUGUGCGCAUGCCGGCAGCACUCUGCGGGAUUGUUGGAUUGAAAGGCACAUUCGGGCGUAUCUCGUCUCAUGGGGUGCUUCCUCUAAACUGGACAGUUGGAAGCGUUGGGGUAUUGGCAGCAACGGUCGAGGACACGCUUAUAAUGUAUGCAGCUGUUCAUGGCCAUCUUUCUAGCGACCGCAUUGUUUCAAUACCUCCUCAGGUCACUCUGCCACAGUUGAACCGUAUCGAGAACGAGGCUAUUGGCAGUUUAAAACUUGCAAAAUACACCGAGUGGUUUGAUGAUUCGGAUCCUGAUGUGAAGGACCGAUGUUAUGCAGCCUUGAGUAAACUACAGAAACGAUAUGGUUGCAAGACGGUUGAGGUCACUAUACCAGAAUUGGAGGAGAUGCGUUUAGCACAUUUUGUCACAAUCGGCUGCGAGUGUUACAGCUCCAUUGGAAUCCAAUAUGAAAACGUAGGUGUAACCGCUACUGGUGCGGAUAUCCGAGUUGGAUUUUCUCUGUAUAAAUCCUUUACGAACACCGAAUAUCUUUCAGCGCAACGCAUGAGGUAUCGCCAAAUGUACUACCAUAUGCAGAUAUUUAAGAACGCAGAUGUGAUCGUAACUCCUACCACAGCGGCAACAGCACCGUCUAUUUCGUUGGACGCUCUUGAAUGUGGAGAACUCAACUAUGUCUAUGGAGCUAAACUCAUGCGGUACCAGAUUGCUGGGAACUUCAUCGGACUCCCCGCGAUAUCCGUGCCGGUUGGAUUUGACCAGGCGGGCAUGCCGAUUGGCAUCCAACUUAUCGGGAAACCAUGGUCGGAAGCUACGCUGCUCAGGCUUGCAUACGUGAUUGAGGGCCUUUGUGCUGCUGAGAGCCGGCGGCCAGAGGUGUUGUUCGAUCUCUUGCUAUAAAUUGGGCGAGCUUUGUUUAUGCAAUGUAAUUUUUAGUUUUUAUCUAAUUAGAGCUUAAUGUUAGUACUUGGCCUCUCAAA